Molecule: messenger RNA, 3304 nt
Organism: Hydractinia symbiolongicarpus
Lineage: Eukaryota; Metazoa; Cnidaria; Hydrozoa; Anthoathecata; Hydractiniidae
Exons: 2
Coding region: 605-1150 (181 amino acids)
Source: RefSeq, a predicted model, not a curated record
AGUCACUUGAUGAUCUGCUAGAUUUAUACAGGGAGCUUGUGAUUACCACGAACAAUCCUCUAUCUGGUAGAUUUAUUGAAGCAAGAGGUGCCACUUUGAGUGAUCAAAAGUAUUAUGCUGGUGACGCUGUUGUUCUGUCUGUUAUCGAAAACGAAUUAGGUGAAAUUUUGGCCAUAUAUUUCACUCAAUGAGUUUACAUACAUAUUAUGCAACAACUUGACAAUACUUGACUUUGACAAUUACUAUCAUUGUUAUAUUGUGAAAGUAGUGAAAGUAACGUCAAGAUAAUGGAUCUUGAUAAUUAUCAUCCAUUAGGAAUAUACCAUCUCCGAAAGUGUAUGUAUGUGCCCCUACAUCACAAAAUUGACUACAUGCACUGUACAGUUGUUUGCCAAGUUAGGUUAUGUUGCACUUAUGUGAAUUAGUUUUAGGUAAAAAAAAGUUAGGUAAUAAAAAUAGUUAUUAUUCUGCUUUCAACAAAUGUGUAUUAUCAAGUUGGUUUUGUUUUCUGUAUACCACCAAAUAAAGUUGAAUUUGCCUAAAUUCUGUAUUUUAUAUUAAUUAAAAAGCCAAAUAAUAAAUUAUUUUAGAAUAUAAGAUUAAAAUGUCUUUCACUGAAGGUAAAAGAUUCAUUGUUGCCUACAGAAAUAUGCAUAAAAUCGUAUCUGUGGCAGCAAGUGAAUCUUUAAAAACCAAUAUAUCUGAAGUUUUUUCAAAUUGUCCUGCUGGCAUGCCCGAUAAUUUCAGUCUUCAGUUCUUUGAUCCUGAAUUUGAAGACUACAUCGAAUUGGAAGAUAGUGUUCACCACAAUGUAAAGAAGUUGGGGGUUAUUGAUUGCAGUGAAGGGAAAAUCAACAACAAAGCCAGUGAUGUUAGUAUGAGUGAGCAAUCUCUGGAGUUUACAAAUAUUGAUGAUAAUGUCGAAUUGCCAACUACAUCUACUCCAAGCAAGUCAUGGCCAAGACCAUUUGUAUUAAAAGAUGUGAUCAUACGACCAAGUAUUUUGGAAACACUCAAUGGAAAAAAUCAAAUCAAUCGUGCUGAAAUGACGGUCAUUCACACAUCCAUAUUUGACGAGCGUACUAAGUCUACCUAUCAUCCAACAUAUUGGCAGUAUGAUGGGAUGCUACAUGCUUUGGUGUUCAAAUAACCACAUUUGCUGGAUUGCUACCCAACUGUGAGAGAUGUCAAGGUAGGUUAAUUCAUAUUUUAAACUACUAUCGAAUGUUAAGGAUACUGGCUAUGUUUCCUAGACAGCAAAAUAAACGUAUAUAGAAAAAUGAUUUCAAAAAUACAGAUAAGUUCCCUAUAAAACUGUUAUUUGAUAUUUUUAGUGGAAAAUGAGGAAAAGUCUUGUUAACUUUUUCAAGAACAUCAGGAAAAGAUUGUGUGGUGAUAUGGCUGAAUGUGUUGCUGCAAAGCAAAAAUCUUUAAAGAGGGGUGAAAAAAAAGAACGAGGUUGCCACGAAAGAAGCAAAUGUGUGGGGCGUGGUUAACUUUUUGCCAGUGGCACCGGAUGGGGGAAGACGAAUGAACGUUGGAGUUGGAUAUAAAAAGAAUGAAGGAACAACAUAAUAUGCGUCCAUAUUCCUGGAAAUCUGUUAUCAAGACGGCAUUGGAUAAAACGUUUGCAAUGAGAAGGAAUGCAAUAAUAUCAAAGGGACGAACAGUUGGUAUAUUGGACGAAUAUCCUGUUUUGGGAGAUCAAAUUAAGGUGUGUAGUGUUUGUUACUAAAACUGUCAUCCCACAAGUAAACACCUCCCUGAUUUAAGCUCUGAUUUUUCAAACAACUUUUCUAGAGUUUUUAUGAAUUUCCAAUCAUAUAUUUUUCAGAAUGUAUGUAAUUUCUCGAUUCAGGUUAUGGAUGAAUUUAAAAGAGUGCAGAAAUUGAUUUACCGCUAUGUUGAAACGAUUACUUCACCUUAAAGAACAAAAUAAUUCUUGGUUUUCAACCUCCUAAGACUUUUAAAUUCGAUCUGUUGAUGGAGGAAAUAAGUAAACAGAGUGAAGAAAGUAGUAAAGGUAAGGUUAAUAUUUUUUUUCUACAACACUCACCGUAAAAUUAAGAAUGUGAAAGAGAUAAAAAAAGAGAAGAUAAAAAGACAAAAAUUUUUGUUUUUACUUUUGUUUUUAAUUUUUUUGCUAAUAAGUCUCAAAAGUAAUUUUCUUUUAAAAGUAUUAAUUAUUAUUCUCAACAUGGUGUGUGAAAACACAUUUGUUCUUUAGCACAUACACGUUUUUUUAUAAGAAACCACUUUAUAAGUAACGGACUAGUCGCCGAAAAAUAGUAAUAUACAUAUUUUAAUUAUUUUUUCAGAAUAUUAUGAUGACUCUCGCUGCAAUACUGUUACCCUCUUUAUUGCGAGAAAAUGUUGACAUGUUGUUUAAAAAUUUUCACAACGAGAAACAUCCACAAAUUUUAUGUGUAGAAAGUGUUGGGAACAUUCUCGAAGCAAUUCAAAGCAACGAAUUCAGCAUUGUAGUAGAGGGCACGGGUUUGCAGAAACUACCGAAUUUUUAUCCGCUAUGAGAAUUUGGUUCUCCACAUAUUAUCUAUUUAAUAUUAGCUAUCCGAAGUGUUUGGAAGCAACUUUAACUUUCCUACAAAAGGAAGUAAUUAAUUUACAACACUCGGCACCAAAUUUAGCGAAAGUAAUAUCUUUGAUUACCAAAAUGAAAAAGUCAUUUUAUUAUUUUCACAUAUGUUUUUUAAAAUGCAACAGAGAUUUAAAAACUAACAACUUUUGAAUAGAUAUUCUCGCAGACGGGAUGAUUGCCUUCCAUACUCCCUUCCGUACUCUCCUUUGGGUGACUUUUCUCGGUCAAACCUUCACAGUAGAAGUACUAAAUGUUUCUACUUAUUUGUAUUUCCACCGUCAAGGGAAAUGUACUGUUUUCUAUUGGAUAAAUAACUUUCAAACCACCGAAUGUUUGAGUUGUGGAUACCAUAGUUUUUGAGUUUUUUUAGUAGAAUUUUGUGAUCUACGGUGUCAAAUGCUUUGCUUAGAUCUAUAAAAAUUCCUAGCAUGUACUUGUUUUCGUCAAACGCUUUUGAUAUUUCAUUAACAAGUUUAACUAUUGCAUAUUCAGUAGAAUGACCUGCUUGAAAGCCAAAUUGAUUGUCGUAUAAAACUUAUUAGCAGUUAGAAAAGAGUAAAAUCUAUUGUACAUUAUGCGUUCUAGUAUUUUUGAGAAACAUGGAAGAACUGAUAUUGGUCUAAAAUUAGAUACAUUUCGCCUGUUUUAUAUACUGGUAGAACUCUUGCAAUUUUAAGUUUUUCAAGAAAAUAUCCUUGCAGUAGG